Ictalurus punctatus (channel catfish) is the source of this 2511-nucleotide messenger RNA. It is a transcript of the gene slc1a7b, whose product is annotated as solute carrier family 1 member 7b. Bases 244 to 1992 code for a protein of 582 amino acids. Gene Ontology annotation, biological process: L-glutamate transmembrane transport. The transcript has 11 exons. Gene Ontology annotation, molecular function: glutamate:sodium symporter activity; neutral L-amino acid transmembrane transporter activity; L-glutamate transmembrane transporter activity. NCBI's taxonomy places the organism in Eukaryota, Metazoa, Chordata, Actinopteri, Siluriformes, Ictaluridae. The record is from RefSeq and is a predicted model, not a curated record. Gene Ontology annotation, cellular component: plasma membrane.
UGAGGGUGGUGUGAAGAGGACAGUUGGAGAGAGGGAGGAGCUCUUCAGUUUAACACCAAGGAGCAAAGGAGGACAGAAUAGAGAAAAAACAAGAGACUGAUUGAUAUUAGACAGAGUGCGGGGAAAGAUCUCAAAAAGAGCUCGUUUUUUUUAAAGACUGUGAGUAGUGUGUGUGUUGUGUGGAGGAGUGAAGCCCGCUGCGGGAUGGGGUUGUAGGUAGUGUGUUGAGUCAGAGGUGUGGCGAUGGCGGUGGCGUUGGAUGCAGUGUGUGUGCGGGUGAAGGGUGUCUGCAAGCAGAAUGGACUGCUCAUCCUCUCUGUGCUGGCCGUCGUCAUCGGCUGCCUGCUGGGAUUCUUCCUGCGCACCAAGCAGCUCUCUGAGCAGGAAGUGAAGUAUUUCCAGUUUCCAGGAGAGCUCCUAAUGAGGAUGCUGAAGAUGUUGAUUCUGCCUCUCGUUGUUUCCAGUCUCAUGUCAGGUCUGGCGGCCCUGGAGCCGAAGUGCUCGAGCAGGUUAGGCCUCAUAACCAUCUCCUACUACCUCUGGACCACGUUCUUGGCGGUGGUGGUCGGCAUCGUCAUGGUUCUGAUCAUCCACCCAGGGGGCAUGGCCCAGAAAGAGGACUCGGAGGACAGUAGCAAACCAAUCAUGAGCUCAGCCGACGCCCUGCUCGACCUCAUACGGAACAUGUUCCCUGCCAAUUUGGUUCAGGCUACAUUUCAGCAGUAUCGCACUAACAGCGUACCCGUCAUGAAGACACUGAAGACAACGGAGAGCUUGAGUGUGACACGUCGCACACUCAUCUACAACCUCCAAGACGACAACGGUAACAGCGAAAACGGCAGCAGCGAUGUCCGCAACUUCCAGCUGGACCUGACGCCUCCGCCUGAUGUGGUGAUGCGCACCGGGCCCGGAACGAGCGAGGGCAUGAACGUGCUGGGCAUUGUCAUCUUCUCCGCUACUAUGGGAAUUAUGUUGGGAAGGAUGGGUCCUAACGGCAGUGCGCUUGUUAACUUCUGCCAGAGUCUUAACGAGGCUGUGCUGAAAAUCGUAGCUAUUGUUAUCUGGUACUUUCCGUUCGGGAUUGUGUUCCUGGUGGCUGGAAAAAUCCUGGAGAUGAGCGAUCCAUCAGAUAUGGGUAAGAAACUGGGAUUUUACGCCAUUACGGUGGUUAUGGGUCUGAUUCUGCACGGGCUCUUCAUCCUGCCCAGCAUGUACUUCUUCAUCACCAAGAAAAGCCCCAUCGUUUACAUCCGGGGAAUCCUACAGGCUCUGCUCAUCUCACUGGCCACCUCAUCCAGCUCUGCCACACUGCCCAUCACUUUUAAGUGCCUGCUGGAGAAUAACCACAUCGACCGGCGCAUCAUUCGCUUCGUGCUGCCUGUCGGUGCCACCAUAAACAUGGACGGCACGGCCCUGUACGAGGCUGUGGCGGCCAUCUUUAUCGCUCAAGUCAACAACUAUGAGCUGGACUUUGGCCAGAUCAUCACCAUAAGCAUCACAGCCACAGCAGCGAGUAUCGGUGCGGCGGGCAUCCCGCAGGCUGGCCUGGUUACCAUGGUAAUAGUGCUGACCUCCGUUGGCCUGCCAACCGAUGACAUCACACUCAUCAUUGCUGUGGACUGGGCUUUGGACCGGUUUCGCACUAUGGUCAACGUGAUGGGAGAUGCGCUGGCUACAGGAAUCAUGGCGCACAUCUGCAGGAAAGACUUCAUGCAAGAGGGAGAUGGAGUUCCUCUAAUCUGUGAGACGAAACCCGUCCACAUCCAGCAGCUGAUGAACUGCCAGCAGAAUAACGGCAGCUUCCAGCCCCUUCCAGCAGGGGGCAAACCUGAACUCGUUUCCCCGGAUGUCGCCCGACUCAUGCAGUUAGAGGAAGGAGUGCGACCCCCGCCUCCCGAGCGGAAAAUACCCCCAGUGCCCCCACGACACCUUAAACACAAGGACAAGGAGCACUGCUCCAUCGACAUGAACGGCCUCGAGACCAACGUAUAGCGGCCAUGUUGGACAAUCCGGACAUAAAGGAUAUAGAUCGAUUAACGGAUUAGCUUCUUGCUGUAAUUGGAUUCGGGGUUACGUUUCGUUCUGCGUUUAAGGUUGAGGUGAUGGAACAGCAUUCGUAGAUUUCUUUUUGUUUGUUUGUUUGUUUGUUUUUGUAGAAACCUGACUUUAAAAUUCUUUUAACAUCAAUCAUGUAAAUCUAAUUUGGCGCUGUAAAAUUGUAUAAACUGACAAAAACGUGAUAUUUAAGCCGUAUCAUCAUAAGUAUUUAACUUUUUUUUAGUUUAUGUCGUUAUUUAUAAUAAUUUCUUUCUCAUGUUCAUUUAAAGCUUAAUUUGAUGUUCCUAGAUUUUUUUUGCUCCUCUUGCUCAUCACAUAGAAAAUUUUCUUCCCUUUAGCCGCAUCACAGACGGUGGAACUUAAAUCAUUUGUCUGGAUUUGUCUUGUGUAGCAACGUAUAGCUUGGUAGGCUAAUUCUUUCUCACUUUUCUAAAUAAAAAUAUAUUCCUGGCA